CUUGUAUUGAACAUUAUCAACACUUGAAAGGUGCCUGAAGCACGAGGGUACGAGCGAAGGCCAUGCACGAGGCUAGCGCCGCAGGUGACGUCAGCCUGGCCGGAUGAAGCCCCGCCAUAGGCUCCUGGUUUCGAACGCUGCUUCAACGCAACGUAGCUUUUACCAUGUCAGAUGCAUCUUCAGACUAGAAUCGUAGUUACUUCCACUUCUAUCAAUAUCCUAUGCCUCUUCUGAUUCCGAGCUAUCAUAGACCCCACAAACUGCCCGGAAACGACAAUGACAGCAAAUCUAAGCAAGAUCAAUCGUUCAAGGUUCUAUUUUGAAUGGAAAGGCCACCAAAUACAGGACCUCACCUCAUUUCACGCUAUAACCACGACGCAGAGGCCAGACAAACCUAUCGUGUACCUUGCAGGCGACUCUUCACUGGACAACAAGUACUGGGUGAGCAACGAUCAAGGACUGGACGUUGAGGUUCCGGACAUAUACAACCAUGCACUAGACAAGCCUACACCAAAGCCUGAUGUCUCAUUUUGGAUGAAUCAUUUUCUUGGAGUCCGCGCGACAUGUGUCAAUACCGCCGUGGAAGAGUCCAUGCUGCGCCAACGAGACGAGGAGCUGCUUCCACACGACAAGUUCAUCCGUGACACCAUCCGUUCCGAAGAUGUCCUGAUCGUCAGUGUGGGCGCCAACGACAUUGCCCUCAAGCCGCUCCCGUGCACAAUUCUACACAUGCUCCAACUCGCCUGGAUCACCCCUCGUUCCUCGCUCGAGAAGGGCACCGCAUCGUCUCUCAAGUAUUUCAAUAAGAUGUUCUGCGACAAGGUACAAGGCUACGUUGAUCGCAUGACUGCUAAGACACGACCACGAGCUGUUAUUAUCUGUAUGAUUUACUUCCCGCUCGAAUCUGGACAUGGGCAAUCGAGUUGGGCGGACAUGCAGCUCAAGGCUCUAGGCUACAACACUUGGCCUGAGCAGCUUCAGACAGCAAUCGUCACACUCUACAAGACAGCGACACAAAACAUCAAGAUCCAAGGUACUGAGGUUGUACCCUGUGCAUUGAACGAAGUCCUGGAUGGGAAGCUAGCCGAGGACUAUACUGCGAGGGUGGAGCCCAAUGAAGAAGGUGGAAGAAAGAUGGCACAAAAGUUUGUCGAGCUCUUGAAAACAAUCUGGCCCGAAUUUUUGACGGAGGAUCAAAUUCCUAUCGAGUAACCGCGUAGAAGAUACUAAUGUGACAAUAUCUUACUCGGGGACGGUGGACAGCUUUAUUUUGAACUGCAGCCCAUGUCUAGCCCAUGUCUAGCUCAACGACUUUGUGGUCCCCUUCUUGUGCUCUGUAGUAGGCUCGGUCUCCAUACC
Didymella exigua CBS 183.55 is the source of this 1359-nucleotide messenger RNA. RefSeq lists its product as uncharacterized. Lineage: Eukaryota; Fungi; Ascomycota; Dothideomycetes; Pleosporales; Didymellaceae. The record is from RefSeq and is a predicted model, not a curated record. Bases 277 to 1212 code for a protein of 311 amino acids. The transcript has a single exon.